Centruroides sculpturatus (bark scorpion) is the source of this 3069-nucleotide messenger RNA. RefSeq lists its product as uncharacterized. Gene Ontology annotation, cellular component: membrane. Gene Ontology annotation, molecular function: sevenless binding; adenylate cyclase inhibiting G protein-coupled glutamate receptor activity. Bases 150 to 2570 code for a protein of 806 amino acids. Lineage: Eukaryota; Metazoa; Arthropoda; Arachnida; Scorpiones; Buthidae. The transcript is spliced from 7 exons. Gene Ontology annotation, biological process: visual perception; G protein-coupled receptor signaling pathway. The record is from RefSeq and is a predicted model, not a curated record.
UCUUGUGUAAUCAAUUUCUGUCCGCUAGAUGGCGACUUUACACUAACUGCAACCUGUUAUUAGUUGCUAUAGCAACAAGAAAAAGUUCACAGCUGCUCUGCUCUUUUGUAGUAUUUUCACUUUUCGCUUUUUCAGCUUUAGAAACCGAUAUGAAGAUUAUAGCUACAAUUUUUCUCCUCAAAAUUAUUCAAGCUAUAGAUCCCGAAUCUAUCAUGUAUCCAGGCCAAGUAAAUCUAGGAUUGUUAGCUCCUCUGCAGGAUUUUUUGGGCAGAUCUAAAAUGGAAUUAGUGAGAUCAACCAUGGCUUGUGUCUGGUCGGUCAAUGAGGUCAAUAGCCGAAAAGAGGCCCGAGAACUGAACUUAGGAAUACAUUUAUAUGACACCUGCAACAGACAGGAUGUAGCUCAGAGGCAGGUGUUUCGAUUGACGGAACAUCUGGGUCAUAUCCAAAUACGAGGAUGUACAAAUGAUAGAGGACCCCCGAUAGCAGGUGUAAUUACUCUUGGAAAUUCUUCAAUAUGGGAAACUCCUGUGAAAAUCUUGGAAGCAUUUUCUGUUCCAUUAAUGACAACUGAAAAUGGAUUUUCGAAUAUUAUUACUACCUCAUAUUCUCCUUUAUUAUUAGCUCGGUGCUUAGUCUCUCUUUGUUCAAGAGCUGGAUGGUAUAAAGUAGGAUUUAUUAAUAUUGAUCUAUUCGAUGAAACAACAAAUGUGAUAAAAGAAGAAGCUCUUCAAAACAAUAUAACUGUCGAAAUAUUAUCUUAUACAAAUAUUUCAGCCAUUAAUAGAAGCAUGUCAGUUCAGACUUUCGUAAUAAUGAGUAAAAAUAUAAUCGCUGCAAACGAAGUCAUUAAGCUUCUUCAAGAAUUUAAACUGGUGCUUUUCUUAACUGAAAAAGCAACAAAUUUCACAAAUUUGCUUAAUUUAACCGAUUCUACAAAUGAAGAUCUCAUUGUAAUUACUCCAGAAAUUCUCUCCGUUUCUGGAUUUGAAGAUUAUUGGAAGAAAGAACUUAAUGAAGGUAAUAUAUCAAAGCAUCCAUUAAUUGCAAGAUUGUCCAGUAUGAACGAAACAUUGGAGGAUAAUUAUACAUCUCUUAGUAAGCCUAUUUCUGAUGAAAUUAAAAUAAUUUGGACAUUUUCGGAAUGUUUAAAGAACAUACAGAAAAAGAAGUGCAGUUAUGGUAGCGAUUGUAUUUCUUUAAUUAAAGAAUCGUUAAAUUCCGACAUUUUCAAUGAAAUGAAAACAAUUAAUUUCACCAUCAGCAAUGUAUUUGAUGAAAGGAAUGUAACUGUAAGAUUCGACAGAAAUGGAAAAUUAGCUACUGAAAGAUUUAAUAUUUACCUUAUAGGAAAAGAUAAUACUUUACAGAUUGGUUAUUAUGAUGAAGAUGAUGAUGCGCCGAAUGCAAAUGGCUUAUUCUUAACGUUAUCUGAUAUAUUUUUGAUUCCAAACCAUACUGAUACGGCUAACACAAACAAACCGAGAUCGUCCAGUCUUUUAUCACCUCCCGGCAUAUCAAGAUUGUUUUAUGGAACCGAUCCCAUGCAAAAUUCAACAGACAUACCACUCAAUGCAGAUUAUAAAAAGAAAGAAUUUCAAACAUUACUAGGUACAUCUGGAUUAGGUAUUUGGGUGUCAAGACCGUGGUCAUUAACAGUUAUUGUUCUCUCUACUGUCGGAAUUUUAUCAACGAUUUAUAUCAUAUCAUUUCUUCUGAUGAAAUCGUGCGAAGGAGCUCUGAAAAAAAGAAACCUACCAUUGAUGUUUUUAACAUUGCUAUCCGUAUUAUUAUUAUUCGGAUCAUCAAUACCAUUUAUCUUUCGUCCUUCAACGAUAUUGUGUGGAAUUACCAGGGUGUGUCACAAUAUAACUCUAGCUCUGCUAUCUGCUUGCCUAUUACUUCACGCGAUGCAUCUUAGAUCACAAGAAUUGCUUGGUUUAGGAGGUCGUGUCAGCCGUCUAAAUCAAUUUAUAACCCUUGGAUUUAUUAUUGGGAUACAAAUUGCCCUCGAAGUACAGUUUUGGUUAUUUGAAACGCCUAAAAUAUUUUUAGUUGAUGAUGUACCGUUUUGUUCCGUUUCUGUGAACGAAUAUGUUACGUCUCAAAUUUAUAUAGCUUAUGUUAUUGUAAUCGGUUUAGUGGUAGCAUUCACCUCUCGAAAUGUCCCUUAUAAUCAUCGAGAAGGGCACUGCCUCUGGAUCACUCAAAUCGUGUUUCUAAUAGCUUUCGUUUCGAAAACAUGUUUGUACUGCUUUCUUAAAAGAGAAGUUAAAGACAUGAUAAUGAGCUUAAGUUUGAUUGUGAUCGCCUACAUCAUUUUAGGGGGAAUAUUUAUACCAUAUUUAUAUGAAGUUCAUAGACAAGGUGGUUUACCUCAUAAGCCAUUAUCAUAUGCUGAAUCAAUGUCUACAGUGUUUACCAUGUUUAAGCAAGACGGAGAAAGUAUAUCUGGAGAAAGCACUACAUCUCGUGGGAAAAAAGCUGCCAAAACCUUAGACAAAUCGGAAGGCAUGGUAGAAAUGACCCAUAACCCUCUUUACGAUGAUUUUAGGUCUGUUUAUACAUAAAGAAAUUUAUGAUUAUGGUAAAAAGUAAAAAGAAAGCAGUUAAAGUGAAUAAUUCAAUUUCGCUUUUGUGAGAAAUGCAUUUGAAGAGAGCAGAGGACAAUGAAAUUUUUUAGAAUUUUUAAAAUACCUUUAAAAAUUGUAUACAGAAUCACUUCCGAAAGAGGUAUGCGUUUAAUGAAUUAUCAGAGUAAGUACAUGCACGAAUUUCGAAUAAAAUGGUUUUAGUAAAAGAGAGAUAAGAAAAUUUUAUAGUUUGAUGAAGAAUUAUGAAUGUUUUAAAAUAUGUUAAAGUUCAAUGUGAUGUACAAGAAGUGUCGUAUUUACUUGUAUUAAGCUUUACUUUUUAUAUCUGUUCCAAUUAAAUAUGUACAGUUUGUUUAUUAAUUAGAGCAGGUAUUUCCAUUGUUUCUAUAUCAAUAGCAAUUGUUAUCAGCAAUAAUAAUUAUGAUAACAUGUAUGCAGAUAUAGACAAUUCUUUGUAAAAUAAAGUUUCGUUUCU